Molecule: messenger RNA, 4981 nt
Organism: Dromiciops gliroides (monito del monte)
Lineage: Eukaryota; Metazoa; Chordata; Mammalia; Microbiotheria; Microbiotheriidae
Gene: PCDH12
Product: protocadherin 12
Exons: 4
Coding region: 1-3558 (1185 amino acids)
Biological process (GO): homophilic cell-cell adhesion
Cellular component (GO): plasma membrane
Molecular function (GO): calcium ion binding
Source: RefSeq, a predicted model, not a curated record
AUGGCCUUCUUUCUAAGGUUUCAGUUUUCUGCUUUAUGCUGGUUCUUUUUGCUUUCAGCAGACAGUCAGGAGAUAGCCACUCUCACUGUGAAAUACCAAGUUUCAGAAGAAGUACCAUACGGAACGGUGAUAGGAAGAUUGUCUCAAGAACUGGGCCGGGAGGGGAGAAGCAGGCAAGAAGGGGCUUUCCAGAUUUUGCAGCCACCUCAGGUGCUUCCCAUUCAGGUUGGCACUAAAGAUGGUUUGCUCAGCACGGGGAGGAGGCUCGACCGAGAGCAGCUUUGCAAACAGAAAGAUCCUUGUCUGAUAUCCUUUGAUGUGCUGGCUACUGCGGGCUUAGCUUUGAUCCAUGUGGAGAUCCAGGUGCUGGACAUCAACGAUCACCACCCCCGCUUCCCCAAAGCAGAGCAGGAGUUAGAGAUCUCUGAAAGUGCCUCUCUUCGGACCAGGAUUCCCUUGGACCGAGCCUGGGAUCUUGACACUGGCCCUAAUACCUUGUACUCUUAUUCACUUUCUCCUAGUGAGCACUUUGCUCUGGAGGUGAUCCUGGGGCCUGAUGAAAGCAAACAUGCAGAGCUUGUGGUGGUUAAGGAACUGGACCGGGAGCUGCAUGCAUCCUUUGACCUGGUAUUAACAGCCUUUGACAAUGGGGAUCCCCCCAAGUCAGGCACCAGCUUGGUUAAGGUCAGUGUUUUGGAUUCCAAUGACAAUAGCCCUAUGUUUGCAGAGAGCUCCUUGGCUUUAGAAGUUAGGGAAGAUACCAUCCCUGGCACCCUUCUCAUAAACCUCACAGCCACUGACCCUGAUGAAGGACCAAAUGGGGAGGUUGAGUUUUCCCUCAGUAAGCACAUGCCAUCAGAUGUGCAGGACACCUUUAAUAUCGAUGCCAAGACAGGUCAGAUCAUUCUGAGUCAGCCCCUGGACUAUGAAAAAACCCCUGCUUAUGAGAUAGAUGUACAGGCCAGGGAUUUGGGGCCCAACCCUAUUCCAGCUCACUGCAAAGUCCUCAUCAAGAUUCUAGAUGUCAAUGACAACUCCCCAAGCAUACAUAUUACAUGGGCCUCUCAACCAUCUGUGAUAUCCGAAGCUCUUCCCAAGGACAGCUUCAUUGCCCUGGUGAUAGCAAGUGACCUGGAUUCUGGGGACAAUGGCCUGGUUCACUGCUCCCUCAGCCAAGGACAGGGACAUUUUCAACUAAAAAGAACCAAUAGCAACACUUAUAUGCUCCUGACCAAUGCCAUGCUGGAUAGGGAAAGGUGGCCUGAAUAUAACUUGACAUUGUUAGCCCAAGACCAGGGACAGCAGCCGUUAUCAGACAAGAAAGAGAUCACGAUUCAUAUCAGUGACAUCAAUGACAAUGCACCCGUGUUUGAGAUGAGCAAGUACAACAUCUCCAUUGGGGAGAAUAAUCUGCCUUCUUCCUAUCUUAUCACUGUGAAGGCUCACGAUGCUGACUUGGACUUCAAUGGAAAAGUCACUUACCGCAUUCAGGAAUCUCCUUUUUCCCAUCUGGUAACUAUUGACUCUGACACUGGGAGGAUCUCAGUAUCUGCUGUACUGGACUAUGAACAAAUGACAGAUUUUCAGUUUCUGGUAAUAGCAGAAGAUAAGGGUCAGCCUCAGCUUGUGUCAAGUGCCUCUGUAAGGGUCGGCCUCCUUGAUGCCAAUGAUAAUCCUCCCAUAGUGGUGAGGCCUGUCCUUAGUGAUGGGGCAGCCUCUAUUUCUGUGUUUGUGAACUCUUCCACUGGUCACCUUAUAGUCUCUUCUGAGACCCCUGACUCCUUUAGAGCAUCUAGCUCUGACUCAUCUUUGGUGGUCUCUAGGUCACAGCUGUUUCUCUUAAUGACCAUUGUAGCUGUUGAUGCAGAUUCUGGGGACAAUGGAAAUCUUCUCUAUUCUAUUCAGAGAGGAAAUGAUGCUGGCCUCUUCUUCCUUGACCCUCACAAGGGGCAGCUAUACAUCAAUGCCACUAAUGCCAGCAGCCUCAUUGGCAGCGAAUGGGAACUGAUGGUUGUUGUCACCGAUCAAGGAAGUCCCCCCUUGGAGACCAGUGCUUUGCUGAAAGUCACCUUCACCAAUAGCCUUGAUCAACUGAAGAACUUGGCACAGGAAUCUAGCCCCUUGAGCACCUCAGUAGUGACAGUGAUUUGCCUGGCUGUGUUGUUGGCUAUCUUCUUGUUGAUUCUUGUUCUGAUUGUGUCCUUCUGUAGAACUGAUCGUAAAGAGAACAGAGCCUAUAACUGCAGAGAAGCAGAAUCAACCUACCGACACCAACCCAAGAGGCCCCAGAAACAAAUCCAGAAAACUGACAUUCACCUAGUGCCAGUGCUCAGGGGCCAAGCAGAGGAGCUUAAUGAAGUUGGGCUGCCCUAUAAGGAUUCAGGAAAGGAAAAUGUCCCAGAAACAGGUUGGGACUCUCCACUGCAGGCUCCAUACCUAACCCCAACCUUGUACAGGACACUUCGAAACCAAGGGAACCAGGGAACUUCCCCUGAGGAUAGAGAGGUAUUACAAGAUACCUACAAUCUCCUUUUCCACCAUCCCAGGCAGAGAAAUGCCUCUCGAGAAAAUCUGAGCCUUCUAGACCCCCAGCCAACAACAUGCCAACCUCACCCCAAGGCCUCAAAGAAUGUGGGGAGCCCCCAGAUGAAGCCAGCCUUAGAGCAGAGGAAUGAAACGCCAGUGCCAGCCCAUCCAGCCUCCACUACCACUCUUAGGAGGCAGCGAAAUCUGAAUGGCAAAGCUGACCCAGACAAAGAACAUCACCCCCACCAGAUCCUGCGCAGCCUGGUCCGACUGUCUGUGGCUGCCUUCACAGAACGCAACCCCAUGGAAGAGCUCACCAUUGACUCCCCUCCAGUUCAGCAAAUAUCCCAGCUGCUGUCCUUGCUGCACCAGGGCCAAUUUCAGCCCAAACCAAACCACAGAGGAAACAAAUACUCAGCCAAGACCGGUAGUGUCAGAAAUGCAGGAUUGGAGACAGACUGGCAAAGUGCCAGGGAGGGUGACCAUGGAGAACAGGAAGUGGAGGAUGGGAAUUUGGACAACGAGUUGGACCUCUCAGUGAAACAGCUCUUGGAGGAAGAAUUAGAGAGCUUGUUCGAUCCACAAACAGGUCUGGCCCUCGAUCGGCUCAAUGUCCCAGAUCCAGCUUGGAUGGCGAGGUUGUCCCUGCCUCUUAACACCAACUACAGAGACAAUGUCUUCUCCCCAGACUCCCCAGCUUCUAGCCAGGGUCGAGAAGUCGCUGCCAUGGAGGAACCGAGAACCUUCCAGACGUUUGGUAAAUCAGCUGGUUCUGAGAUGAACUCUGUGGGGACCCAGCUGGCCAGCACCUUCCUCUCAGAAAUGAGCUCCCUGUUUGAGAUGCUGCUGACCCAAAACAGCAACGCCCCCGUGGCUGCUUCUGAAGUGCUGCAGCGCCUCUCAGCCUGUGGCAAGACUCUGGGCUUAGACCUUGCUGGAAGUGGGGCCCUGGGCUCUGAAGCCUUGGGUACAAGUGGAAAGAAAGGAAGCAAAAGCAGGACUGACAGCAGCAACAGCAGCAGGGGCCUGUGAGCUUAGACACGGGCUCUCUGCACAAAGGAACUUAAGCCACUCACCCUAGAGUCUGGGGGAGCAUUGGCUUAUUGUGUGUUCAGUCCACACCUUAAAGCUUGUCUGGUUUGGUGCUGGGUGAUGAGUCUGAGUCCUGGGUCCCAUUGGUAGGUCCUGAAAGCUCUAACUUCAUCAUGAAGGACCUUAACCUGAGGUAGACAGAAAACUCCUGACUGAUGCUACAUCCAAAAGCUGCUCCAAAGAAGGCACCUGGUCCAUCUCCAGGAUUGCUAGUGUUAGCAAGCGGACCAAAGCAGACUUCUUUUUUUUGGGGGGGGGGGGCAGGGCAAUGAGGGUUAAGUGACUUGUCCAGGGUCACACAGCCAGUUAAGUGUCAAGUGUCUAAGGCUGGAUUUGAACUCAGGUCCUCCUGAAUCCAAGGCCAGUGCUUUAUCCACUGCACCACCUAGCUGCCCCAAGCAGACUUCUUUAAAGGGCUCAACUCACUGAAGGACUUGGCUGAAGAAUGGGUGCUAGACUGAAACAGAGAUUGAGUAUUUGCUGGUAAAAUACUUACAGAAGCUAAAGGAACAGUCCCUAGAAGUAGAAAUGCUUAAGAAAUAGUACAAACAAGUAUGUGUGAAUAGAUAUUAGAUAUUCUCAUGAAAAGCACUAUGUCCCUCAUCUGAUACAAACUGAGCCACCCUUGUAUAGGGACCUGGAUUCUGGUGGGGUUUCGAUCAGUGUUAAUUGUCCCAUUGAUAAAAUAGCAUAAAUAUUCUGGUUGUCACCUUCCCUCAAACAUAAAAAGUGGGGGAAGAAUAACAGUAUUCCCUUUGUCCAUCCCCUACAAAAUAUCUUUGGCCAGCUAGGUCCAAGUUGGUUUUGGGGAGUGAAAGGGGAGAAUCCCAUGACUUCCCCCAAAGUGGUAUGUACCAUUAUGUACACAGGCUUAUACUGUCUAUACAGUCACCAGAGUCUGACAUUCCAAUCAACUGCCACUAAAGAUCCCUUGUCUAGAGAUGCCUUCUACCUUCAGCCCAUCGGACCUCCUUGAUGUGGCAUUUAAAGGGGCAAUACUGAUGUCUAUAUAUAGCAGGACACCUGAGAUUAAACCCUUUUUACUUCAGGAAAUGAGAAAUAGCCAAUAAUUUGGGCUACUGCCAGCAGUGAACUUGCCUGAGCUUCACUCGGGAGACCUCUUAAAAAUAAAAUACUUCCAAAGCAACUUGGCUUAAUGGAUCUGUGAUCUUAUCAGAAGCUGAGGCUGAGAUUUAACAUGUUGAAGAUGAGCUUAAUUUGGAUUGUUGGAUGUUGGUGGGGGCAGGUCAAGAGGUCCAGGAUUAGGAAAAAGGAUGGGCCUCUGAUAACACUUUAUUUUCAAGGUUCAGAACAUUUGGGUGCAUGGAAAAGUCAUCUUCUCUCAUGUUGGGUUUUAAUAUUU